Eubalaena glacialis (North Atlantic right whale) is the source of this 3574-nucleotide messenger RNA. Its product is annotated as ELKS/Rab6-interacting/CAST family member 1-like. Gene Ontology annotation, cellular component: cytoskeleton of presynaptic active zone. Gene Ontology annotation, molecular function: structural constituent of presynaptic active zone. Lineage: Eukaryota; Metazoa; Chordata; Mammalia; Artiodactyla; Balaenidae. The record is from RefSeq and is a predicted model, not a curated record. Gene Ontology annotation, biological process: maintenance of presynaptic active zone structure; neuromuscular synaptic transmission; regulation of synaptic plasticity.
CGGCCGCGGUGGCGGCAGCUCGGGGUGGGGCGGCGCCUGUAGCUUCCCGCCCGUCGCUGGCGCUAGGCCCCUCGGCUCUCCUCCGCCCGCUCCUCCUCACGGCCCUGGCUGGGUCCCGGCAGCGCGCCCCCGGGGAGGGCGGAGCCGUAGGUGGAGGAGUUACUGAUGGCCAUGGAGAAGGUAAAACAGGAGCUGGAGUCCAUGAAGGCGAAGCUGUCCUGCACUCAGCAGUCACUGGCAGAGAAGGAAACUCAUUUGACCAACCUUCGGGCCGAGAGAAGAAAACACUUAGAGGAAGUUCUGGAGAUGAACACAUGCAAAUGACAGUCCAGGCUCUCCAGGAUGAAUUGCGGAUCCAGAGGGACCUGAACCAGCUGUUUCAACAGGAUAGUAACAGUAGGACUGGUGAGCCUUGCGUGGCAGAGCUGACGGAGGAGAACUUUCAGAGGCUGCACACUGAGCAUGAGCGGCAGGCCCAGGAGCUGUUCCUCCUUCGAAAGACUCUGGAAGAGAUGGAGCUGCGGAUUGAGACUCAGAAGCAAACCCUGAGCGCUCGGGACGAAUCCAUCAAGAAGCUUCUGGAGAUGUUGCAGAGCAAGGGGCUUUCUGCUAAGGCUACUGAGGAAGACCGUGAGAGAACGAGACUGGCAGAGGCAGAGAUGCACGUCCACCACCUCGAAAGCCUUUUGGAGCAGAAGGAAAAAGAGAACGCUCUGUUGAGAGAGGAGAUGCAUCGGAGAUUUGAGAAUGCCCCCGAUUCUGCCAAAACUAAAGCUCUGCAAACUGUUAUCGAGAGGAAGGAUUCAAAAAUUUCCUCUAUGGAGCGUGGGCUCCGAGACUUGGAAGAGGAGAUUCAGAUGCUGAAAUCGAACGGGGCUUUGAGUACUGAAGAACGAGAGGAAGAAAUGAAGCAGAUGGAGGUCUAUCGGAGCCAUUCUACAUUUAUGGAAAACAAGAAAAUGAUUGGUCAGGUGAAGCAGGAGCUGUCCAGAAAGGACACAGAACUACUAGCCCUACAGACAAAGCUAGAAACACUCACCAACCAGUUCUCAGACAGCAAGCAACACAUUGAAGUGCUGAAGGAGUCCUUGACUGCUAAGGAGUCGAGGGCUGCCAUCCUGCAGACCGAGGUGGAUGCUCUGCGGUUGCGUUUGGAAGAGAAGGAAACCAUGCUGAAUAAGAAGACAAAACAAAUCCAGGACGUGGCUGAGGAGAAGGGGACACACGCUGGAGAGAUCCAUGACCUCAAGGACAUGCUGGAUGUGAAGGAGCGGAAAGUUAAUGUCCUUCAGAAGAAGAUUGAAAAUCUCCAAGAGCAACUUAGAGAUAAGGAAAAGCAGAUGAGCAGCUUGAAGGAGCGAGUCAAAUCCUUGCAGGCUGACACCACCAACACUGACACCGCCUUGACUACUUUGGAGGAGGCCCUUGCCGAGAAGGAGCGGACAGUCGAACGCUUAAAGGACCAGCGGGACCGAGAUGAGCGAGAAAAGCAGGAGGAAAUUGAUAACUACAAAAAAGAUCUUAAAGACCUGAAAGAAAAAGUCAGCCUAUUGCAAGGCGACCUCUCAGAGAAAGAGGCUUCACUCUUGGAUCUGAAAGAGCAUGCUUCUUCCCUGGCUUCCGCAGGACUGAAAAAGGACUCACGGCUUAAGACACUAGAAAUUGCUUUGGAGCAGAAGAAGGAAGAGUGUCUGAAGAUGGACUCGCAGUUGAAAAAGGCACACGAGGCAGCACUGGAAGCCAGAGCCAGUCCAGAGAUGAGUGAUUGAAUACAGCAAUUGGAGAGAGAGAUUGCCAGGUACAGAGAUGACUCUAGCAAGGCCCAGGCAGAAGUUGACCGCCUCUUGGAAAUCUUGAAGGAGGUGGAAAAUGAGAAGAAUGACAAAGAUAAGAAGAUUGCUGAGUUGGAAAGAGACAUUCUGGCUGUUAUAGGGAAGAUUAACCAAGAUGGCGGAGUAGAAGGACGUGCUCUCACUCCCUCUUCGAGAGCACCAGAAUCACAACUGGCUGCUGGACAAUCAUCGACAGGAAGACACUGGAACUCACCAAAAGAUACCCCACAUCCAAAGACAAAGGAGAAGCCACAAUGAGACGGUAGGAGGGGCGCAAUCACAAUAAAAUCAAAUCCCAUAACUGCUGGGUGGGUGACUCACAGACCGGCGAGCACUUAUACCACAGAAGUCCACCCACUGGAGUGGAGGUUCUGAGCCCCACGUCAGGCUUCCCAACCUGGGGGUCCGGCAACGGGAGGAGGAAUUCAUAGAGAAUCAGACUUUGAAGCCUGGUGGGAAUUGAUUGCAGGACUUCGACAGGACUGGGGGAAACAGAGACCCCACUCUUGGAGGGCACACACGGAAUAGUGUGCACAUCGGGUCCCGGGGGAAGGAGCAGUGACCCUGGGGGAGACUGAACCAGACCUACCUGCUAGUGUUGGAGGAUCUCCUGCAGAGGCAGGGGGUGGCUCUGUUUCACCGUGGGGAUGGUGAUGCUGGCAGCGGAAGUUCUGGGAAGUACUCCUUGGCGUGAGCCCUCCCAGAGUCUGCCAUUAGCCCCACCAAAGAGCCCAGGUAGGCUCCAGUGUUGGGUUGCCUCAGGCAAAACAACCAACAGGGAGGGAACCCAGCCCCACCCAUCAACAGUCAAGUGGAUUAAAGUUUUACUGAGCUCUGACCACCACAGCAACAGUCAGCUCUACCCACCAUCAGAGCCUCCCAUCAAGCCUCUUAGAUAGCCUCAACCACCAGAGGGCAGACAGCAGAAGCAAGAAAAACUACAAUCCUGCAGCCUGUGGAACAAAAACCACAUUUACAGAAAGAUAGACAAGAUGAAAAGGCAGAGGGCUAUAUACCAGAUGAAGGAACAAGAAAAAACCCCAGAAAAACAGCUAAAUGAAGUGGAGAUAGGCAACCUUCCAGAAAAAGAAUUCAGAAUAAUGAUAGUGAAGAUGAUCCAGGACCUUGGAAUAAGAAUGGAGGCAAAGAUUGAGAAGAUGCAAGAAAUGAUUAACAAAGACCUAGAAGAAUUAAAGAACAAACAAACAGAGAUGACCAAUACAGUAACUGAAAUGAAAACUACACUAGAAGGAAUCAAUAGCAGAAUAACGGAGGCAGAAGAACGGAUAGUGACCUGGAAGACAGAAUGGUGGAAUUCACUGCUGUGGAACAGACUAAAGAAAAAAGAAUGAAAAGAAAUGAAGACAGCCUAAGAGACCUCUGGGACAACAUUAAACGCAACAACAUUCGCAUUAUAGGGGUCCCAGAAGGAGAAGAGAGAGAGAAAGGACCAGAGAAAAUAUUUGAAGAGAUUAUAGUCAAAAAAAUAUUUUUUAUCAUGUUAAAAAGAAGUGCUUUAUAACUAAUGUUUUGAACUUUGAUGAGUAAUGAAUAUUUAAUCUUUAUCAGAUGCCACCUUGGCUUGCAAAGAUUAAUUAUGCUUAUCAUGUUAAUAAACACAGUGUAUUUUCUUUUGUUUGUGAAGAGUAAAGCUUGGUUUAAACUAGAAGUUUCGUUUUUGCCUUUUGUUAUUCAGUGACUGCCGGUUAUGGUGUUAAGUUCAUUGGUGACCUCACUCUUUC